AUGUCCAAUGAUCAAGUUGCAACAUACUUGAAGGACCUGAGGGCAAACCGUCCAGCGCGUCCGACGGGAUCUCGCCCAUACCCAGGCAAAUCAGCGGCAUCGACGACGGAUAUACCAGGUAGCCUUCCUGCGAGAGCAACCUCGGCCCUUUCAAUGCGUUCACCAAUUGAAGACGACAUCAAGGACCAACCGCGUUCCGAAAGUGCAAUGUCCCAUCGCCGAGCAGCCUCCCAUGUUCCAGGUAGCGGCGCAAUGGGCCGUCCGUUAGCCCAGGAGCCCCGCACGCACUCGAUUCGAAAGAACGUGUUCCCGGCACAGAUUCACACUCAUACGGUCCCAGCAUCUCCAGCGCCUUCAUAUCGUGAGAAUGGCCAACGGCGGCACGAGAAGGAAGAGGCACGGUCACUACGGAAUGCUUUGCAGGAAAUGGAUAUACACGACGACGUUCAUGUCCACCAAGCCGCCCAAGAUGAGGCAACUGAGCUGGUAUGGAUGCAUCAAAACCCCGGUGUCGCUUUCAAGAACCCCUACGCGCCGUAUCAUAACCCCGAUGCCAACAGGCGUAGCCAGAGUCCCGUCCGGAACGGUUCACGAGGCCACGACUCAACCCAUAGAUUCAGCCAGUCGACAGGCUCGAGUGGUUCUUCAGAUGGUCAACGCAGCCCCGAGUCACUCCGAAAGCGAUCCUCACUGGCCGGGCCCACGAAGAAAAAUCUCAAGGUUAACUUUAAAUUGCCUGGCGAGGAGCCCCCAGUCCCUGAGGAAAUUGCAGCCCCGAGAGGACGGACUGUCAGCGGUGAUUCGUCUAAGGGUAUCUUUAGAAAUCCCAACGACCAAAUAUAUGAAGAGCCCGUCGGUACUCAAAAGGAGGAAGAGAAGCCCGAGUUUUCCAGAUCCGACUCGUCAGCCCUGAGAAAUAAACCUCGGAAUGCCCUUGGACGCAACCCCAAACCUCUUCCCUGGUUGCAGAACAGAGGCAACAGCAGCACACCUGUGUUGGAUAAGAUAUCACGUUUCGAAAUCCACAAGAACCCUCCCAGUCAGUCACGCAAUGCUGGCUACACACGAAAUGACGAAGCCACUCCGCCCCCCGAAGAACCUCAACCCGUUCCGACCAAAGAUGGAAGAGAGAUACGGAGUGACGAUAUCCGCGCGGCCACUAGCAAGAGACGAGGUGACCGCAGUGAGAAGCUGCCUAUGCCUUCAGCUGUCAGUGAUCGAGUUGGACGCCCGAUCGUCAGCUUUGACCAAACCUGGAAGCCAAGCGACCAACCAAAGCCUGAGCGCGCACCCGUUAUUGAAGUGUCGGCACCGGCCAUUGAGGUCUCGGCGCCUUCGAUCGAAGUUACCGAGGCGCCUCCUAUCCCCGUCAUCAACGUCCCGGACAUCAAAGUACCAACCAUCUCUGAAAUAGAAGCACCCAACCAACAGCAAAACAAGCCGACAAGGCCCAUGCCUCAGCCGACCAGAACCAGCCCGACCAAGCAGGGAUUCCCCAGACAGCCGGGAACUGAACUGCAAAACCGUUGGCAUUCGCCGUACACACGGUCGGGUGUCCCGACUGCAAGCUGUGAACUGUGCUCCCACCCGAUUUCCGGCAAGAUUGUGACUGCUGGUGGAUGCCGAUUCCACCCAGAGUGCUUUACUUGCUUCCACUGCCACACUGCCCUCGAAUGUGUGGCCUUUUACCAAGAACCCGAGUCCAGCAGAGAUGAAAGACUGGCAACAGAAGCCAACGACCAUGAGGCCCGCGUGCCACGGUUCUACUGCCACCUCGAUUUUCACGAGCUGUUCAGCCCACGAUGCAAAAGCUGCAAGACACCUAUUGAAGGAGAAGUUGUUGUGGCAUGCGGUGCUGAAUGGCAUGUUGGCCACUUCUUCUGCGCCGAGUGCGGCGAUCCCUUCAACUCCCAGACCCCCUUUGUUGAAAAGGACGGCUUCGCUUGGUGUCUCCAAUGCCACUCGCGCCGAACCGCACCCCGCUGCCUGGGCUGCAAGCAGCAUGUCAUGGACGAGGUUGUCAUCACCGCAAUUGGCGGACAAUGGCACGAGCGCUGCUUCAACUGCCACGAAUGUGGCGACGGGUUUGGACCCGAGGGCCGCUUCUUCGUCCGUGAAGGCGAACCAAAGCGCACGGCUAAGGGCCGUAUCAUUGGUGGCCCUGUGCAAUUGGCUAUCUGUGAGAGAUGCGAAGCUAUUCGUUUGAAGGCGCCUAGAAUGCGUUAA
Molecule: messenger RNA, 2226 nt
Organism: Penicillium arizonense
Lineage: Eukaryota; Fungi; Ascomycota; Eurotiomycetes; Eurotiales; Aspergillaceae
Product: LIM domain protein
Exons: 3
Coding region: 1-2226 (741 amino acids)
Source: RefSeq, a predicted model, not a curated record